AUGUCUGGAACUGGUAGCCUUGCUAGCCGAAUACAGUUUGAUGAUUUAUAUAACGGUAGUUUUAUUCCUGAAUAUCAGAAGUUGGAAUGGAUUAAGACGGAUGAUGAUGUUGAUGGUGCUUUCAUAUAUCGAGAUCAUGAUGAUAGUAUAAUAGUCAAGUAUGUCGCAGAUGAUAAAAAGAAGAUUUUGGUCAACGGGAAGGACAUUGUCGAUCCAAAUGGUAAACAUCUUCAUUAUAAUGAUUUUGUUGUAUCGCCGGAUUCAGAAUAUGUUUUGCUUACUACUAACAGAACGAAGCAAUGGAGAUUUUCACACUUUUCAAAUUAUUGGAUAUUCAACAUAACAUCGCGUUCAACUUUCCCUCUUACAAAUCCCAUUGACAAAGAUCAUCAAGCGGUAAUAGCGCAUGCUCAAUGGAGUCCUGUUGGUCACACUGUGGCCUUUAUCAAAGACAAUGACAUGUAUGUAUCAGUAAAUUUAGUAGAUGAAAGACGUCUUACAUUUGAUGGUUCAGCUGUCAUUUUUAAUGGUAUGCCAGAUUGGAUUUAUGAAGAGGAGGUUCUUAAGACAGAUAAUGCAAUUUGGUGGUCUAACGGAGGAAAACGUAUUGGUUAUCUUCGAUUAAAUGAAUCAGAAGUUCCCGAGUACGAAUUCCCCAUUUAUCUGACUCAUUUUAAUGCUACACCCUAUCCUAAGGAGGUUGUCAUGAGAUAUCCUAAACCUGGGUAUCCAAACCCGAUCGCAACUUUUCAUGUCUAUGAUUUGGAAACUCCAUUAGCCUCACAAUUUGGCGCCAUUACUUUUGAAGACGAUUUUUCAGACGAUGAAAGAAUAAUAACAGAAGUUAUGUGGGCUGGGGACGAUACUGUUUUAGUAAGAGUCAUGAAUCGCGUUCAAGACAUCUCAAGGAUAGUUCUUGUUAAUGUAAAUACCCGUAAAGGAAAAACUGUACGCGAAGAAGAUGCUGAUAAAAUGGAUGGUGGAUGGUAUGAAAUAAAUAGGAGUAUGUUUUACGUGAAAAAGUCGGGUAGUCUCGAACAGGAUGGUUAUGUUGAUAUUGUGGUUAAUAACGGAUAUGAUCAUCUCGCCCUAUUUUCGCCUGUUGAUUCAAAUACGCCUAAGUUUCUCACUAGUGGAGAAUGGGAGGUUGAUGGUAGAAUACAAGCGGUUGAUUAUGAACGAGAAUUGAUAUAUUAUAUCAGCACGGAAAAGUCUUCUAUAGAAAGACAUCUAUAUUCCGUAGAUUUUAAUGGGAAAAAUAGAACAGCAUUAACAGACAUCAAUAAUGAAGGAUUUUAUUCGGUUAGUUUUUCACCAGGUGCUCAAUAUUAUAAUUUAAAUUAUGAAGGUCCUGAUAUUCCCUGGCAAAAAGUAUUAAAAAUUGGAGACCCUAAUUUUGCAUUGGUUUUACAUGAGAAUGAUGGCCUCAGAAAACUUAUGGGAUCCCUCGAAACUCCCACAAGAAGACAUCUAACGAUUGAAAGUGACGGAAACAUUCUCAAUGUUGUCGAAAUAAGACCACCUGGAAUGGAUGAAAGCGGAAAAACAAAAUAUCCAGUAUUAUUCAAUGUUUAUGGAGGUCCAAAUUCCCAGCUCGUUCAAACAAGAUUCAAAAUUGAUUGGCAUGUGUUUUUAGCUUCAUCAGAACGAUUAAAAUAUAUUACAGUAAUAGUAGAUACACGCGGUACAGGGUUUAAGGGAAGAAAAUUUAGAUGUGGUGUUAGGAAACAUAUAGGUGAUUUUGAAUCAAAGGAUGUAGUUAAUGCUGGACGUUAUUGGUCAAAAUUACCUUAUGUUGAUUCAAAUAAAAUGGCAGUUUGGGGCUGGUCAUAUGGAGGGUUUUUAACUACAAAAGUUAUUGAAUUAGAUUCUAGAGUCUUUCAAGUUGGAAUGGCCGUUGCACCCGUUACCGAUUGGAGAUACUAUGAUUCCAUUUAUACUGAACGUUAUAUGAAGACACCGGCACAAAAUCCAAAUGGCUAUGAACAUAGUGCUAUUACUAAUAUGACAGGUUUCGAUAAUGCCAAAUUUUUGCUCGUGCAUGGAACUGGUGAUGUUCACUUCCAAAAUACCGCUAAUUUAAUUGAUAGGUUAACACUUGCUUCGGUCCAUAAUUAUCGUGUACAAUUCUAUACCGAUAGUAAUCAUAAUAUUGAUUUACACAAUGCUAAUAGAGAACUUUAUUAUUUACUUACGGAAUACCUUUGGCAGAGUUUUGGAACUGGAGGAAAAAAUGAAAAUUAA
Messenger RNA from Rhizophagus irregularis DAOM 181602=DAOM 197198, 2244 nucleotides. The record is from RefSeq and is a predicted model, not a curated record. NCBI's taxonomy places the organism in Eukaryota, Fungi, Glomeromycota, Glomeromycetes, Glomerales, Glomeraceae.